This is a messenger RNA of Sesamum indicum (sesame), 3425 nucleotides long. RefSeq names its product ADP-ribosylation factor GTPase-activating protein AGD1. Gene Ontology annotation, molecular function: GTPase activator activity; protein binding. Lineage: Eukaryota; Viridiplantae; Streptophyta; Magnoliopsida; Lamiales; Pedaliaceae. Gene Ontology annotation, cellular component: cytoplasm. The record is from RefSeq and is a predicted model, not a curated record.
UUGGCGGGCACUGACAGUUAAAUGGGAAAACAAUACAAUACCAUACAACAUUUAAUGACGAAAAUGAUGCACACAGCAAGAACCGUAUAUUUUGUGACAGCCAUGAAAUACCGUAAAGUAUGGUCCCCAUUUCCCAUCCAUUCCCUCAUUCCUCUCCUCCAUUUUCGUCUCGAGUUCUUUCUCUCUGAAACAACCCAUCAUUUAUUUUUCCUUUUUUUUUUCUUUUACUGUAUUAUCUUGUUUGUUUUCCUGGAAUUUGAUCUCAUUCAGACGGUUUUGGCAUCGAGAUUUUGCAUGGAGGGUCAAAUGUGAUCUUGAAUUUCCUGAUUGUGGAGUGUGAAUGUAGUUUUCUGUCAGGAUUCGUCUGGGAUUUUGUUAAUUUUGUUUUUCGAGAUUGAGGGUUGGAAGUGUUCGGGUGGGAGGAAUAAGAACGAUUCAUGAGAUGAACAGGGUGUAAGGAUUUGGAGUAUAUGCAGGAGGAAAAGAUGUAUUUCGCGAAAUUAGAUGAUUCGCCGAUGUUUCGGCAACAGAUCCAAUUAAUGGAAGAAAGUGCUGAGACAUUAAGGGAAAGAAGUGUUAAGUUUCAUAAAGGAUGCCGAAAAUAUAUAGAUGGGCUUGGAGAGGCAUAUGACAGAGAUAUUGCUUUUGCAAGCGCCCUUGAAACUUUUGCAGGAGGACAUAAUGAUCCAAUAUCUGUAGCAUUUGGAGGCCCUGAUAUGGCAAAAUUUGCGAUUGCACUGCGAGAAAUUGGAACUUACAAGGAAAUUCUUCGGUCACAGGUAGAGCAUGUGCUAGAUGACAAACUUUUACACUUUGCUAACACUGAUCUUCAAGAUGUCAAGGAUGCCCACAAGCGCUUUGACAAAGCCAGUGUUGUUUAUGACCAGGUUCGUGAAAAGUUUCUGUCCUUGAGGAAAAGUACAAGGUUGGAGAUAGCUACUGCCCUAGAGGAGGAGCUUCACAAUGCAAGAUCAACUUUUGAGCAAACACGCUUUAAUCUGGUUAGCGCCCUCUCUGCUGUUGAGGCAAAGAAAAGGUUUGAGUUUUUAGAGGCUGUUGGCAAUACAAUGGAUGCUCAUCUUCGUUAUUUCAAGCAGGGAUACGAGCUAUUGCAUCAAAUGGAACCUUAUAUUAAUCAGGUCUUGGCUUAUGCACAACAGGCCAGACAGCAUUCCAACUAUGAGCAGUCAGCUCUUAAUGGACGGAUGCAUGAGUACAUAAGACAGGUUGAUCAUGAGAAUCGACGGUCUUUCAGUAGAGAUCAUGGUUCUCAAAGUGGAGAUUCCGUAAAACCUUUUGCCAGAAGUUCCAAUAAAUUGAUAGAGGCCGUGAUGCAUUCCUCUACAGAGGGAAAGGUACAAACUAUUAAACAAGGAUAUCUCUCUAAACGUUCCUCCAAUUUGAGAGGUGACUGGAAGAGAAGAUUUUUUGUUCUUGACAGCCGGGGAAUGCUAUACUAUUAUCGCAAGCAGUGGAGCAGGCCAACAUUCCAUGGAACAAGCGGUCCGAUUCCCUCGCAUAGAAACGCUUCCUCUGAACAAGGUUCUGGGCUGUUGAGUCGGUGGCUUUCAUCUCAUUACCAUGGUGGUGUGCAUGAUGAAAAAUCUGUUGCACGUCACACAGUGAACCUGCUUACAUCGACCAUAAAAGUUGAUGCAGAGCAGUCUGAUCUGAGAUUUUGCUUUAGGAUUAUUUCACCUACGAAAAACUACACUUUACAGGCAGAAAGCGCAGCAGAUCAAAUGGACUGGAUUGAAAAAAUAACGGGAGUUAUCACUUCUUUGUUGAGUUCACAAGCACCUGAGAGGUUUUGUUUUAGCCCUGCUAGUGAAAAUAGUUCCUUUGGAAGUCCUGAUUGCAACCCAAGGACCAUCCACGAAUAUAAUCCAUCAGACAAAGAUCAUAAUAGUAGAAAUAUAAUUCGGGUAAGCAGAAGUUCCCUACAGCUUCAGUGCAACUUGAAUAACGAGAAGCCAAUGGAUGCAUUGAAGAAGUUGCCUGGAAAUGAUAAAUGCGCUGACUGUGGUGCCCCUGAACCAGAUUGGGCUUCCUUGAAUCUUGGAAUUCUUAUAUGCAUCGAAUGCUCUGGCAUUCAUCGGAAUCUUGGUGUGCAUAUAUCAAAGGUAAGAUCGUUAACACUUGAUGUGAAAGCGUGGGAACCUUCUGUCAUUGCUUUGUUUCAGGCACUGGGUAAUGUCUUUGUCAACUCAGUAUGGGAAGGAGUCUUGCGAGCAAGUAGAACUGUUCAGGCAGAUGAAAUACCAAUACGGACUUUUGAAUCUGAUAAACACAAACAGUUUUUUUCCAAACCACAUCACAAUGAUCAUAUAUCGGUCAAGGAGAAGUUCAUUCAUGCAAAGUAUGCAGAAAAACAUUUUGUUCACAAAAUAAAGGACAGUCAGCAUCUUCUUUCAGUUGCUGAACAGCUGUGGGAAAGUGUCCGUAUGAAUGACAAGAAAGCAGUGUACCGCCUUUUAGUCAUGUGGGAAGCAGAUGUUAAUGCAGUUCAUGGUCAAGCAUCACCUGUUGCAUCAUUAACUUUAGCCAAUGUGAUGAGAUUGCAUGAGAAAGCAAAUCCUGACGAGAACUUUCAUGGUAUAGAUGUUAGUACAUCAAAGUCCUUGGGCUCACAAGAAGAUGACAAGAACCCUUUUGUUGACGAGAUUUAUAAUGGUUGUUCCUUGCUUCACCUUGCCUGUCAAACUGCUGAUAUUGGCAUGGUAGAACUUCUCCUGCAGCAUGGGGCAAACAUCAAUUUUCGUGACGCAAGGGGUUAUACACCGCUACAUCAUAGCAUUAUAAGGGGCAGAACUGGAAUUGCUAAACUGUUAGUUGCCAGGGGAGCCAAUCCAGAAGCAGCUGACAAUGAAGGUAGAACUCCUUUUCAGCUUCUUGCAGAAUCAGCCAUUGAUGAUGUCGAGCUCCUUGCUCUCAUGAAACAUGCAAAUAGAUAGCAUUAUUUGCGAAAAUCAAGUUACAUAUACCGAAGAGCAGAGCUUAAUUCAGUUGGGGUUGGCUGAUUAGCUUGGUGCAUGACCCCACAGGUCUUUCUACCAGAAAGGGACGAUUCUUCACCACACCGACAUUAUGAAUUGAGGUGUUGAGAAACUAAAUGAUUUUGUUUCUUAGGGAUCUCCCGGAGGGUGAAGAGAUAAAGUGAUAGCCCACUUGCUGAUCAUGCUUUGUUCGACCCUGGGAGAUUACUGUUUUUAUGGUACAAGAGACUUGAGGCCAUAUUUAAGAUGCGCCUUUAUUUAAAUUCCUGACAUUUCAGAUAAUGUAGAGUAGGCAAUUGCAAUUCUAUGUUGUACAUGACUGCUAAAUUAUUUUAUCAUUAAACGGAAAGAUAUUAUUUUGGCCAUAAACUCAAAUGAUGACAAGAUAUUAUUUUUAGGUAUUUCGGGUCUUUCUAUUGUCUCUUUUUC